This is a messenger RNA of Myxocyprinus asiaticus (Chinese sucker), 5495 nucleotides long. RefSeq names its product protein ENTREP3-like. The coding region runs from base 1108 to 3273 and encodes 721 amino acids. Lineage: Eukaryota; Metazoa; Chordata; Actinopteri; Cypriniformes; Catostomidae. Gene Ontology annotation, cellular component: membrane. The record is from RefSeq and is a predicted model, not a curated record. The transcript is spliced from 14 exons.
UUUCAGAAGUAACCCUCCCAACCCUGUCUGUAAGUGGUUUUAAUGUUGUGGCUAAUCAGUGUAUAUAUUAUCCAUCUAGUGCAGCAUCAGCACCUCUUGCUGGGUCAAUGCGGUGCCGCACUGGACAAAUAUUAUGCGACCAUAGUGCGCUGCUUAUUCGAUCUUAAAAAAACAAACAAAACUGAGGCACACUGAAAUGACAGCGAAUAAUGUUUACAUUGUACUUGAGGGCUAGAUACGAGGUAAUGGUAUCGUGUGGGAAUAACAAAUUUACGUUCUGAGAUACUUGAAGUCUGGCGCGAUUACGUAGCGCGCGGCGCAGUGAUGCUCAUGUCCAGGAUAAGGACGGGACGGGAGACCUCGUGACUGCAGGAGGUAAAGGGGGAGACUCGAUCCAGGAUAAAACUCCUUCAAAGCGAACACCGGGGGUGGGGGGGAAGAUGUAUUCAGAAUUCUUUAAAAGUAACUUGCAUCAUUUGAAAAUGAGAACGGCAUAGGCAGUUCAUCUCAAACUGCUUCGGCGCGAGUGCUUUCAUUCUCCCUUUGUUUUGAUUUUUUUCGUCUGAUAACUUUAGGGUUUUGCUUCAUGAGACGUCUCAUUCAAGCUCAGGUGGGGGCUGUUGGGCUCUCUGGUGAAAGAGACACUUUGGUGUGUGUUGGGCUGGAAGUGAUUUUUUUUAGUUCUGCUCCGCUAAGUAGCGAAAAGGCCAACCUGCUCCGCUGGCCUGCGGAUGCGGCAGCCACUCGGCCUGCUUAAGGAUCUGGGUACCGCAAUGCCGCGGGGAUGGGGGAGAGAGAGAGAAGGCACGUGGGCGACGGACGGAGUUGAAUUAAGGGAUAAAGGAGUACGCAGAAUAAAUGUUGACACAACAUAAAUGUGUCAAUACCAACAUUAAGUUUAAACAGUUGUGGUAAGAAUGUUAUGGAGAGCCUAAUCGUAGAAUCUCGUGAUACUUUCUGUGGGGUUAGGUUUAUGUGAUUUUUCAAGUCAAGUAAAGUUUUACGAACGGUUUUCCCUAUUCUGGAUGACCUUCUAAGAGUAACACCCCAUAUAUAUUGAAUUGAGCUACAUAGUCACCUAAUUUAGGACGUGUUUAACAAGCCAUAAUGCCCUCACCUUCGGACUCCAGUAGCGUUGCCUCAAUGUCAGGAUCUCGAGGUCUGUCUGGUAGUCGCAGAGGAAUGUCUGGGAGGACAAGUGCACGCGUGCUGCUUUACCUGGGCUUGUGUCACCUUGCACUAGGGGGUAUGGUGCUCGCCUUCAGCUUCACAAGCCUGGCCUUCACCUCUUCACCCCGUGUCAGACAGUCCUGUCCUUUCUGGGCUGGCUUUUUCGUUGUGGCCUCAGGAGUGGUGGGUAUGAUAUCAUGGAGAAGGCCCUUCACUCUUGUAGUGUCACUGUUCAUGCUGCUGUCUGCAGUGUGUGUGAUUCUCAGUCUGGCUGGUUCCAUGCUCUCAUGUCAGAAUGCACAGAUGGUCAAAUCUUAUCUUGCCUGUCAGAUGGAGAAUGGCCUGUGUCUUUGCUGUGACCCCAAGCAGACUUGCUCUCCAUCAGAGGAUGAGACAUUAGUGCUCUACCAACAUGCAGAUUGCCACUCGGUGCGUCACCAGCUCAAGGAUCUGCUGUUUAGUGCCUGUGGUCUCAGUAUUCUCUCCACCAUUAUCUGCACUCUGUCAACUGUCACCUGUAGCAUCCAUAUCUUCUCUCUGGACCUGCUGCAUUUGCUGGCUCCUAAUCGCUCCCGCUCUGUUAACCCAGAAUGCACCCCUCCUCAGGAUGCAUUUCUCAGUAACAUGAUGGACUUUGAGGAGUUUGUUCCGCCCAUUCCCCCACCCCCAUACUACCCUCCUGAAUACACCUGCAGCUCAGAGACGGAUGCACAGAGUGUCACAUAUAAUGGAUCAAUGGAGAGUCCAGUGCCUCUCUACCCAACUGACUGCCCUCCUCCUUAUGAGGCUGUGAUGGGUCAAAGGGCUUCUAGUCAGGCCACAGUCUUUGACACACAAGCUGGUGAGCUGUCUGGAGAGAGAGGAACAUCCACAGCUUUCAGUGGUGAAAUGUCUAUGGACAGUGGAUCUCUGUUGAUGUCUGAGAUUGUGGAUAUUCCAGAUGACAGCUCCCCGUCCGAGGACUCCUGUCUCAUGGAAGUGGGGAUGCGGGUGCGGCCCCGGGAGGGCAGUGAUGGAUGGGAGGGGGGAGAGUACAUAAACUUUCGAUGUUCCGCACAACAUCCAGAGGGAACAGUGGCAGCUCCUCCAGGCAUACGCUGUUUCAGAGGGGAGAGAUCGAACUCCUGCUCCUCUCCGAGCACAUACAAAACCUCUACCUACAGGUCUCCAUUGCUGAGGCAUCAAGCUCGGUUGGCAAGUAGUUGCUCUCAGUUGGAGUUGUUAGCGGGCUCUCAACAUUGCUCAAUCCCAGAAAUCCGAGUUCUGCCCUGCACGCCCUACCGACAGGGCACCUCAUCUGCUUUUACCAACCCGUCUACCACUGCCCUGCCCGGUGGUGCUCAAGACUGGCCAGACAACACAGCACCAGUGCUCCUUCCACGCCCGUGCAUCCGUGAACAUACUGACCGUGAUCUUAAAGACAGCGAUGGAUUCUUACCCCUUGUGAGGUCACACAGUGAACCAGGGCUUAGCUCUUCAACUGACACAGGUGAUUUCAGUCUCACAGGAGGCAGUAAAGGAGUCAGUUUGGGGGGAUCUCAGACCUCAUCAGAGACAGGACCAUCAUCUGGAGCUAGUUUGCUGCCUAGCUCCUUUCCGGCACUUCCUGCAUCCCUGCCCAGGAAGGGCAGCGUUAAGGCUGCAAGUAACCGGUUGCCCUCAAAACAGGUCCCAGCCACCUCGCUGCUUUUACCCAAAGACUGUGCACGCUCACUCGGAGACCUCAAGGUCACCAGAGUGCUAGUACAACGUUUUCUGCAGAGAUCGAAACGGAACUUAGUCCCUGCAACUGAUCAUGCUGGAAACUGCACUCAGGGGCUUAAAAGGAGGACAGGAGGCGAGGGAAGUCUGCCUUUAGAGCAGGUGCUUCGAAACUCUUGGUUAGCCACCAGGGGGCAGCAGCAGCAGCAUGUCCACCACCAAUGCCGUGGACACCACCACUCCCAUAGUGACAGUGGCCAUAAUGCCCGCCACCAUGAUGAUGACCCAGUAAGGACCGGGGGUAUCCACUUGAGCAGCUGUGGAGACCUCAGCUCCACAUCUGUUGCAUCAAUGCACAGGCUCCUCCCACCACCGCACGGAUCAUCAGGGGCUCUUUACUAAGCAUCGGCCCUCUGAAUUGUGAUAUGGGAUUCUGGAUAAGAUUACUGUGAUUUUGGGAGAGAAAAAGGAUGAGAGUGGCAGAGAAAAGUUGAGGAAGGAAUGAUAGGAGGGAAUUAGUGUAGAGAUGAGGACAUAUAUCUUGCAGGUGGGCUUGCUGCCAUCUGAAGCAGAUGAAUAUGCUGUUUAAAUAACAGUCUAGGUACACUAGAUUAAGGUUAAAGAUGUUCUUACAGAACACUACACACCUGCACUGAUUUUUCCCCUUAGACCCACUGCUCUCUGUGUUUCAAACACACUGGUGCUGAUUCGUAGUCUUAACCAUCUAUGUUUUCUUUCAUCUUCACUGCAAAACAAUAAAAUAAAUAAAAUAAUAAUAAAUUACAUUUAAUUUAUUUUUAUUUUUUUCAGUAAAAAUUUCUGAACAUCCUUAAAACAAGAUACAUUUAUUUGAGUAAAACUGUGAUUUUUAGAAGAUAUUAAGAUAUAAAGACAUGUUUUCAGAGAAUAUAUCUUGAUUUAAGUUUCAACAAAUUUUGUUAGAUUUAUGCUUAAAACAAGAAAGAAUAAAAGUAUUUGCUACUGGGAUGAGAAAACUAAACUUAAUUCAAGAUAUGUUCUUUUAAUCAAUUUUGUUCACCAAGUAAAUUAUAUUGUUUUAAGGAUGUUUAGAUUUUUAAUGGAAAACAAGACAAUCACUGGUUAAGAAAAUUAUUUUUCAUGCGCUCCUUUGCACUUUCAGGCGGAUUCAUCUCCUGCUCUUUCUUUUCCUCGCUUACUGUGUUUAUGUAGAUUGGGAAAGAAUGUACUCUGCCACUGCUUCUUAUCUUUACAGCUCAUUAAAAUGCACUCACAAAUACAAUCAUUGAAAUAUGCUUGCCCCCACACACUCUCAGACUGUGGAAUUAACAAACAGUUUGUGGUGCAUCCGACCAUUUGCUGCUUUUCACUCAUACGACCAUCUCUCAAAGACUUAACCUUCUGAAUAUCAUAGCAGCAAAAUAAUCCAAACAUUAUCUGUAAUUUAUAUCAUGGCUGUGUUUAACCUUACAUAAUAGCUGAGGAUGACACAGCAAGAGCAUUUUUGGAUUAAUUUGCUUUAUUUGUAUAAAUUCAUGUUUUUUUCUAUAACAGCUGAGCUUCUAUUUUUUGCAUCUGUCUGUUUCCACAUAUUGGACACUAGCUUCCCUGUCAGUGUAAUACUUUAUUACAGAAUGCCUCUGCAUGUUUUAAGAAGGCAUGAUUUUCUUUCUAAAUGCACCCACACACACAUGCUUGUAAAUUGUACUGAUAUAAAGCUACUGUAGAUGCCACUAAUUCAGAGAAAUGUGUGAGGGAAUUAAUGAUUCUACAUACAGAGAAUUCUGUGGCAAUAAACCAUUCUUGUACAGUUACUUUUGGACUGAUAUGUUCAAGGAUUUCCCAAUGAAUCUGGUCAGUUGGAUUAAACUUUGGGCAUCUCUGGAGGGUACAUUUUUGUAUAUACUUUGUUUUGGAUUUUCAUCUGAAGCAACAAUUGCUAUUGCAACUGUUAAGAAGUUCCUGGAAUGUUUAUGGCUUUAAAUUAAUAGCAAUGUUGCUAAAUAAUGUGCUACAUUUGAAAUAUAUGUGUAAAUAAUUUUGAUGCACGAACCCUUACGCUCAUACACACAUUCUGUAACUCUUUGAAGCACUGAAAGCAAGUCUCAAAAUGAGCUUGAUAUUCUACCUCUUGUUUUGCACACUGACAUGUUACAGCCCUUUGGGAAUAUUUGAAAUUAUUUAAGGAUUUUUUAUGGGCUAUUUAUGAAACAACAUCUACACUGACUGAUGAAAAAGAACACUAAAAACAGCUGUACUUCAUGAACUUUAUUGCAAGUUAUUUAAAUAAAAAAUAAACAUAAACAUACAUCAAAUUUAUUUGAAGAGUACUACAAUCAUUAAUCACCCUUACUAUAAUGGCUUUAGAUUUAAUUAGAGUUUUCUUUUAUAUAUAUAUAUAUAUAUAUAUCCCAGACUAAUGCAAGAGCAAAUGUUCACAAGGUGCCACAGAGAAUGUUGGAAAAUGUAGUUUUGCCACACAAGGCCAUUCCCUAAAAAGGGGUAGUUCACCAUAGGUAGUUCAUCCAUUUUUUUAUGCAUUUCAUAUAAACGUUAACCAUAAAUCUUGAUUAUAAUGAAAAUAAAGUUCAUGGUUAUGUGUCAACUACCCAUUUAACAAACCACAAUGAGAGAUGAUUGUGGAG